UGAGCAUCAUAUUUCCACACAAAUGAAUGGAAGGUUGAAAGAAAUCUUUGUAAUUUAACCAUUUUUUCCAACACUUUCAAGACAAUAAUUUGAUAUUAAAAGAUAUGCCUCCCAAAAGAAAGCGAAGGGUUUCCAGGGACGAAACAAAAGCCAAGAAAUCAAAAGAAGAGUGUAGAAUAAGCAAGUCAAUUAUGUCAUGUCCAGGGGAUGAUGAACUCUCAAGACCAUUUUCUUUGCGUAAAUGUAGAUCGUGGUUUCUUCAAUAUGCAGCCCAAGAUGAUCCUGAAACUAUAGGCCCAGAUGGCAUUGAAAGACUUUGUAAAGAUUUAAGUGUAGACCCAGAAAAUGUUGUCAUGUUGGUUAUUGCUUGGAAACUUCAAGCAGAAACACUGGGAUUUUUCAMAUUUGCAGAGUGGAGUAAAGGAAUGGGGAAUUUAGAGUGUGAUUCUACUGCUAAACUUCAAGCACGUCUUGGAAGUUUAUCAACAAUACUUAGAGACAAUCCAACUUUUAAGAAAGUUUAUCGUUAUGCAUUUGAUUUUUGUAGGAAUCGAGAUCAAAGAACACUGGAUAUUGAUACAGCAAUGGCAAUGUUAAAAGUUCUUCUUAGAAAUAGAUGGGAUCUGCUAGAUGGAUUCCUUGAAUUUUUACAGCAAUCAAAAUACAAGGUUCUUAAUAGAGACCAGUGGUGUAAUGUACUGGAGUUUAGCCGGUCCAUCUUAUCGGACCUCAGUAACUACGAUGAAGAUGGUGCAUGGCCUGUGUUAAUGGAUGAAUUUGUAGAAUGGUAUAGAGAGCACUAUUUAAACACCAAUACAGCAACAUGACAAGAACACUUUAUUGUGCAGAUUGAUCACUGAAAGAACCUUAUAACAAAGGACAAGUUGAUUGGUUAAUACUGUCAUUCAUUUGGAAGACAUGACAGUUUGGUAUAUCAAUAUGGUAUUCCAAAGACCAAAUAAAAGAAUAAGUUCCUGUUUAUAUAUACACCUCUGAUUCCUGAAUCGGUUAUAUUAUAUCUGCCUUGAGCAAAUGUUAUCAAGUGUAUUUGAAAACCAUGGACUGCCAUCUUCUCUCAGAGUGAGGACUGUUAUAAAGUAUUGAGAAACAUGAAAGUUGAUUUGUGCAUAAUUUUUCUUCCAAGCACUAGUCAUAAUAUCAUUAUUAUGUGACCUAGUGGCUUAUUAAUUGUUGCUUGUAAAACUUCUCUUGGCUGUCCUAUUCUAACAAUUAUUAUGACCAUUUAUGCAAGUACACUGGGUAUUGCUAAUAAAUAAUGAAUUUUUCCAGGAAAA
Messenger RNA from Exaiptasia diaphana, 1295 nucleotides. RefSeq names its product DCN1-like protein 4. Gene Ontology annotation, molecular function: ubiquitin conjugating enzyme binding; ubiquitin-like protein binding; cullin family protein binding. The transcript is spliced from 9 exons. Gene Ontology annotation, cellular component: ubiquitin ligase complex. The record is from RefSeq and is a predicted model, not a curated record. The coding region runs from base 105 to 827 and encodes 240 amino acids. Gene Ontology annotation, biological process: positive regulation of ubiquitin-protein transferase activity; protein neddylation. Lineage: Eukaryota; Metazoa; Cnidaria; Anthozoa; Actiniaria; Aiptasiidae.